This is a messenger RNA of Gastrolobium bilobum, 2756 nucleotides long. RefSeq names its product nudix hydrolase 3. The record is from RefSeq and is a predicted model, not a curated record. Lineage: Eukaryota; Viridiplantae; Streptophyta; Magnoliopsida; Fabales; Fabaceae. Gene Ontology annotation, molecular function: dipeptidyl-peptidase activity. The transcript has 21 exons. The coding region runs from base 101 to 2419 and encodes 772 amino acids. Gene Ontology annotation, cellular component: cytoplasm.
AUUUUCCUAUUCCAAAUUCGAUUAGAGUUGGGGUAGACUCGUUCUCACUCCGCGCAACGCAAUAGCUGUAGUGACCCAUAUUCAACACUCGCAGUUGCAGAUGCUGAACCAACGACAACUAGAAGAGUACCUCGAUGUUCUGACCAAUUCCGGUCACAAAACCGGGAUUUUCAAGCCCAGAGGAGAAGUUCAUCGAGAGGGGGAUUACCAUCGUGCUGUACACGUUUGGAUUUUCGCUGAGAGCACGCAACAAUUGCUCCUCCAACGGCGUGCUCGCUGUAAGGAUUCUUGGCCUGACCUUUGGGAUAUCUCCAGCGCUGGUCACAUAUCUGCUGGUGAUUCCUCCCUCGUCACUGCUCGGAGGGAGCUCGAAGAAGAGUUAGGUGUAACCCUUCCCAAGGAUGCAUUCGAAUUGAUAUUUAUUUUCCUCCAAGAGUGUGUCAUAAAUGAUGGAAAAUACAUCAAUAACGAAUAUAAUGAUGUGUAUCUGGUAACAACUCUUGAUCCUAUACCUCUGGAGGCCUUUACACUUCAGGAAACAGAAGUUUCUGCUGUUAAAUACAUCUCUUAUAAAGAGUAUAGAAGUUUACUGGCUAAACAAGAUUCAGACUAUGUCCCUUAUGAUGUUAAUGGACAAUAUGGUCAGCUCUUUGAUAUAAUUGAAAAGAGGUACAAAGAGAAUACUGUAGCACGCAGUUUGACUCUUCAAAAGCAGCUAAGUCGUUAUGCUCCUAUUUCCCUUAAUGCUGAGUUGACAGGGCUUACGGACUCAGACAAAGAGGCGCUUGUUUUCGUUGUCAAGGCUGCAAAAGUUAUGGAUGAAAUUUUUUAUCUGCAGUCAUGGUACAGUAAUCCAGCUCUUAGAGAUUGGUUGAAGGAGCAUGCUGAUGCAUCAGAGUUAAAUAAGUUGAAAUGGUUGUAUUAUCUGAUUAACAAGAGCCCAUGGUCUUGCCUUGACGAAGAUGAGGCAUUUUUGACAACUGCAGAUUCAGCAAUAAGGUUGCUUUCCAAAGCAACUAGGACAUUUAAAGAAUGGAAGGGUCUAGAAUACAGAGCAGCAUUUCCCAAACUGAAACCUGCUGGUGCUAAUUUCUACCCCCCAGACAUGGACAAAAUGGAGUUUGAAAUAUGGAAGGAAAGUUUAGAAAAGGAUCAACAGAAUGAGGCAACAGGCUUUUUCAAUGUUAUUAAAAGGCACAGCGAAUUUAUUUUAGAUUCUGAUCUGUCCGAUAACAAAGUAGGUUCUGCACAUGAUCUAUAUAUAGUUCCUUACUCUCAAGAGUAUAAAUCUAUUCUUGCAAAAGCUGCUGAUUUAUUGCAUAAAGCUGGGGACAUUAGCAACACACCAAGUUUGAAGAGGUUGCUACAUAGCAAGGCUGAGGCUUUCCUUUCAAAUGAUUAUUAUGACUCAGAUAUAGCUUGGAUGGAAUUGGACUCUAAGUUGGAUGUCACAAUUGGGCCAUAUGAAACUUAUGAGGAUAAAUUUUUUGGAUAUAAGGCUACCUUUGAAGCAUAUAUUGGAGUCAAGGACGAUGAAGCAACGGCUCAAUUAAAACUUUUUGGUGAUAAUCUGCAGCUGCUGGAGGAAAAUCUCCCAAUGGACAGUGCGUACAAAUCAAAAGAUGUAAAUGCAGCACCUAUCCGUGUUAUCCAGCUUUUAUAUAAUGCAGGGGAUGUCAAGGGACCACAGACGCUUGCUUUCAACCUACCAAAUGAUGAGCGUAUUGUGAAAGACCGAGGCACAUCAAUGGUUAUGCUUAAGAAUGUAUCUGAGGCAAAGUUCAAGCAUAUUCUUCUCCCUAUAGCUGAUGCCUGUGUAGCAAAGGAACAAAAAGAACUUGUAGAUUUUGAAUCUUUUUUUACUCAUACAAUUUGCCAUGAAUGCUGCCAUGGAAUUGGACCUCAUACCAUAACACUUCCGAAUGGUCAGAAGUCUACUGUGAGAUUGGAAUUACAAGAGUUUCACUCAGCUAUGGAAGAAGCAAAAGCUGAUAUAGUUGGCCUCUGGGCAUUGAGGUUCUUAGUCUCCCAGGACUUGCUUUCCGAAGGUUUAUUAAAGUCCAUGUAUGUUUCUUUCCUAGCUGGAUGCUUCCGCUCAGUACGUUUUGGUUUAGAGGAAGCCCAUGGAAAAGGACAAGCAUUGCAGUUCAACUGGUUAUAUGAGAAAGGAGCCUUUGUGUUGCAUUCUGAAGACACAGUUUCUGUUGAUUUUUCCAAGAUUGAAGGUGCAGUUGAAAGCAUGAGCAGGGAGAUACUCACCAUACAAGCCAAAGGUGAUAAAGAGGCUGCUGGUUUGCUUCUCCAAAAAUACAGUGUGAUGACAGAACCACUGAAAGUUGCUUUGAAAAAGUUGGAGAAUAUUCAGGUGCCGGUUGAUGUAGCUCCUUCCUUUCCCAUUGCCAACAAAAUUUUGCUAUGAAGGCAAGAGAACCAAGGUGCAAAAUAUUCCAUACUUGCCCAUCAUCUAUGCGUCGGCCAGGAAAAAUUUAUUCAAUCGAUAUGUCAUUUCUUUGUGCUAGCUGGUACUUGGAAUACUUGUUUCUCUACGAUGUUUCUGUUCUCCUUCGAUUGAUUCAAAAGGAAAACAGUCAUUGUCUUAGGGAGGAGUUUUAUUCCUUGUCUUAGUUCUUAAAUUAUAAGGUUAUGUGCUUAAUAAUGAUUGGCUCAAAUGCUAAGCUCGAAUUGUAUCGAUGCAACGGCCUUUUGUUGUUUCUCAAAAAAAUUUGAUAAUGGUUUGACUGGUAUAAGUGUCCAUA